Molecule: messenger RNA, 4981 nt
Organism: Oncorhynchus tshawytscha (Chinook salmon)
Lineage: Eukaryota; Metazoa; Chordata; Actinopteri; Salmoniformes; Salmonidae
Product: kinesin heavy chain-like
Exons: 30
Coding region: 1-4842 (1613 amino acids)
Biological process (GO): microtubule-based movement
Molecular function (GO): ATP binding; microtubule motor activity; microtubule binding
Source: RefSeq, a predicted model, not a curated record
AUGGGUGCUCAGAUCCUCACAGCAGUUCUACAGCUGCACCAUCGAGAGCAUCUGGACUGGCUGCAACACCACUGCUUGGCAUCCGACCUCAAGGCACUACAGAGGGGGAAGUCCUAUGUGUUUGACCGGGUGUUCCCCACCAACACAACACAGGAACAGGUGUACAACACCUGCGCCAAGCAGAUAGUCAAAGAUGUUCUGGGGGGAUACAAUGGCACCAUAUUCGCCUACGGACAGACCUCCUCUGGAAAGACUCACACUAUGGAGGGCAAGCUUCAUGACCCACAUGGGAUGGGGAUCAUCCCCAGAAUUGCAGAGGACAUCUUCAAUCACAUAUUCGCCAUGGAUGAAAACCUGGAGUUCCACAUUAAGGUGUCCUAUUUUGAAAUUUACAUGGACAAAAUCCGGGACCUUCUGGAUGUGACGAAGACUAACCUGGCAGUACAUGAGGACAAGCACAGGGUUCCCUAUGUGAAGGGCUGCACUGAGCGUUUUGUCUCCUGCCCAGAGGAGGUGAUGGAUGUUAUUGACGAGGGAAAAGCCAACCGCCAUGUAGCUGUCACCAAUAUGAAUGAACACAGCUCCAGGAGUCACAGUAUCUUCCUGAUCAACAUUAAACAGGAACACGUGGAGACAGAGCAGAAACUGUGUGGGAAGCUCUACCUAGUGGAUCUGGCUGGGAGUGAGAAGGUCAGUAAGACAGGAGCAGAGGGAGCUGUGUUGGAGGAAGCUAAGAACAUUAACAAGUCACUGUCUUCCCUGGGCAACGUCAUCUCUGCUCUGGCCGAAGGAAAUAAGACCCACGUUCCGUACCGUGACAGUAAGAUGACCCGUAUCCUGCAGGACUCUCUAGGGGGAAACUGUAGAACCACCAUGUUCAUCUGCUGCUCUCCAUCCAGCUACAACGACCAGGAGACCAAGUCCACACUCAUGUUCGGACAACGAGCUAAGACCAUCAGGAACAAGGCCUCGGUCAACCUGGAGCUGACAGCAGAACAGUGGAAGAAGAAGUACGAGAAGGAGAAGGAGAAGAACAGGGUGAUGAAGGAGACGGUCCAGAGACUGGAGGCUGAGCUGAACCAAUGGAGAAACGGGGAGGCGAUACCCAGAGAUGAUAGUUCCUCUUCCAGUCUGAGUCGACUCCCCAGAGAAGACAGUUCCUCUUCCAGUCUGAGUCGACUCCCCAGAGAAGACAGUUCCUCUUCCAUUGUGAUCAGGAUUUCAGAGGAGGAGAGACAGAAGUACGAGGAGGAAAUACGCAAACUCUACAAACAGCUGGAUGACAAGGACGAUGAGAUCAACCAGCAGAGUCAGCUGGUAGAGAAGCUGAAGGAACAGAUGCUGGACCAGGAAGAGCUCCUUGCCUCAUCCCGUGGUGACAGUGAGAAGGUGUCUGGGGACCUUGGCAGGCUGCAGAUGGAGAGUGAGGUUGCCAAGGCGGAGGUCAGGGAGGUUCUGCAGGCCUUGGAGGAGCUGGCUGUUAACUACGAUCAGAAGAGCCAGGAGGUGGAGGACAAGAGCCUGCAGAACAAACUUCUGGCUGAGGAAUUGGCCAAGAAAAUGGCCCACCUGAUGCGUAUCGAGGCGGACUUGUGUCGUCUACAGGAAGUGAGUGUUCAUCAGAGGAAACGCAUUGCUGAGGUUCUCAACGGCCUGAUGAGGGACCUUUCUGAGUUCAGCGCUAUCGUGGGCAACAAGGACAUCAAACUGCCGAUGGAGAUAACGGGGGCGAUCGAGGAGGAGUUUACAGUAGCUCGUCUCUACAUCAGUAAGAUCAAGUCAGAGGUCAAGUCCAUGGUGAAACGCUGUCGUCAGCUAGAGAACCUUCAGAUGGAGUUUCAUAGGAAGAUGGAGGAGACUGGAAGAGAGCUGUCCUCUUGCCAACUACUCAUCUCACAGCAUGAGGUGAAGAUCCGCUCCCUGACAGAGUACAUUCAGAACGUAGAGCAGAAGAAGAGCCAGCUGGAGGAGAACGUUGACUCUCUGAGUGAAGAACUGGACAAACUGCAGGCUCAAGAGAACAUGUCAGCAGGGACAAAGGGAGAGAAUCAGACAGACGUUGAGGAGUCUGCUGAUGUCAAGAUGGAGGCUCACCGUGAGACCCACCACAAGCAGCUGGGACGUCUCCGAGACGACAUCAACGAGAAACAGAAGAUCAUUGACGACCUCACUGAUCGUAACUGUCGUCUUCAUCUGGAGUUGGAGCAUCUGAGGAGCGACUUUGACCGUCUCAUGAGACAGGAGCACCAGAAGAGUCUGCAACUGGAGGAGCUGACAUUUCUUUAUGAACGCCACGAGCAGUCUAAGCAGGACCUUAAAGGGCUGGAGGAGACUGUCGCUCGUGAACUCCAGACUCUCCACAACCUGCGGAAGCUUUUUGUUCAAGACCUCACGAUUCGAGUCAAAAGACAUGCAGAGAUGGAGCGAGAUGAUAGCGGGGGAUCUAGCCACCAAAAGCAGAAGAUUUCCUUCCUUGAGAACAACCUGGACCAGCUUACAAAGGUUCACAAACAGUUGGUACGUGACAACGCAGACCUGCGUUGUGAGCUUCCGAAGCUUGAGAAGCGUCUUCGGUCUACGGCUGAGAGAGUGCGGGCAUUGGAGGGUGCACUGAAGGAGGCUAAGGAGGGGGCUAUGAAGGACCGGAGACGCUAUCAACAGGAAGUAGAGAGGAUCAAAGAUGCUAUGAGGGUCAAGAACCCCCUACGCAGGCCGCACGCCGCUCAGAUAGCCAAGCCGGUCCGUCCGGGCCAGUUCCCGCUCUGCUCUCCCACCAACCCCUGGGUCCGUAUUACUGAACAGCAACACUCCAUCCAUUUUAGUAAUGCCAUGUUUCAGAUGCCCAGUCUGACCCCCAGCCAGAUAGCCAGUCAUCAUGCUGCAUCCCCAGCAACAGCCCCUUACUUCAAACCCUCCCAGAGCAGGGACCAGUCCAACAAUCACAACUCCACUGAGUCCAACAUGCCCCAGACCAACAAGUCCAACAUGCCCCAGACCAACAAGUCCAACAUGCCCCAGAACAACAAGCUGCCAGAUGAGCCAGUCAACAGCCCCACAGUGGACAACAGCCCCACAGAGGACAACAGCCCCACAGUGGACAACAGCCCCACAGUGGACAACAGCCCCACAGUGGACAACAGCCCCACAGUGGACAACAGCCCCAUAGUGGACAACAGCCCCACAGAGGACAACAGCCCCACAGAGGACAACAGCCCCACAGUGGCCCCACAGAGGACAGCCCCACAUCCCACAGUGGACAACAGCCCCACAGUGGACAACAGCCCCACAGAGGACAACAGCCCCACAGAGGACAACAGCCCCACAGUGGACAACAGCCCCACAGUGGACAACAGCCCCACAGAGGACAACAGCCCCAUAGUGGACAACAGGCCUAGAGUGGACAACAGGCCCAGAGUGGACAACAGCCCCACAGUGGACAACAGCCCCACAGUGGACAACAGCCCCACAGUGGACAACAGCCCCACAGUGGACAACAGCCCCACAGAGGACAACAGCCCCAUAGUGGACAACAGGCCUAGAGUGGACAACAGGCCUAGAGUGGACAACAGGCCCAGAGUGGACAACAGCCCCACAGUGGACAACAGCCCCACAGUGGAUAACAGCCCCACAGUGGACAAUACUAUAGUGCAGAACACAACAGAGAAGGACACUAUAGAGAAGGACACUACAUUGAAGAACACUACAGAGAAGGACACUACAUUGAAGAACACUAAAGAGAAGGACACUACAUUGAAGAACACUAGAGAGAAGGACACUACAUUGAAGAACACUACAGAGAAGGACACUACAUUGAAGAACACUAGAGAGAAGGACACUACAUUGAAGGACACUACAGAGAAGGACACUACAGAGAAGGACACUACAUUGAAGAACACUAGAGAGAAGGACACUACAUUGAAGAACACUACAGAGAGGGACACUACAUUGAAGAACACUAGAGAGAAGGACACUACAUUGAAGGACACUACAGAGAAGGACACUAGAGAGAAGAACACUACAUUGAAGAACACUACAGAGAAGGACACUACAUUGAAGAACACUAGAGAGAAGGACACUACAUUGAAGAACACUACAUUGAAGAACACUACAGAGAAGGACACUACAGAGAAGGACACUACAUUGAAGAACACUACAGAGAAGGACACUACAGAGAAGGACACUACAUUGAAGGACACUACAGAGAAGGACACUACAUUGAAGAACACUACAUUGAAGGACACUACAUUGAAGAACACUACAUUGAAGGACACUACAUUGAAGAACACUACAUUGAAGGACACUACAUUGAAGAACACUACAUUGAAGAACACUACAUUGAAGAACACUACAUUGAAGAACACUACAUUGAAGGACACUACAUUGAAGGACACUAGAGAGAAGGACACUACAUUGAAGAACACUACAUUGAAGGACACUACAUUGAAGAACACUACAUUGAAGAACACUACAUUGAAGAACACUACAUUGAAGAACACUACAUUGAAGGACACUACAUUGAAGGACACUAGAGAGAAGGACACUACAUUGAAGAACACUACAUUGAAGGACACUACAUUGAAGGACACUACAGAGAAGAACGCUAGAGAGAAGGACACUACAGAGAAGGACACUACAGAGAAGGACACUACUGCCAACUCUACAGGGACGCUGUAUGUGGACACCUUCAACGGGAACGCCACAGAUAUCAAUUACAACAGCUUGUCUCUGAGUGUCCACUCUGCUGCUGUGUCCAGGAGGGAUGUGCAGCACUGCGACAACCAGAACCAGGACAGCGCAGCCAAGCUGCACCACGUCAUCCAACCAGAACAGGCUACCAGCUAGUGACCCAGCUCCUCACGCGUCCGGUUCUGCCAAGACCGCCCUCAUAAAUCUGCAUGCUGCUGAUCAGUGACCUUCUGAUCUCCAUCUCCUCCCCCUUUCCCAGUAAGACGGUCUCUCUCCCUCUCCUCUCCCCUCUUUC